CGAGAUUUUCGUCGGUUUAUAUUCUUCAGGACCUUCUAUUUAACCCGCAUUCGGUAUGGCUACAUCUGACGUGACUCCAGCUUUGGGUGUCACGCUGUUUAACACGAAGUACUUUGCUCUCCUAGGGGGCUUGGUUAUGAUUGGGGUCCUUGCUCGGUGCUUCUAUCAACUGUUUAUACAUCCGCUACGCAAAUAUCCCGGACCUAUCCUCCCAGCGCUGACCCGCAUACCAUAUAUCUAUCAUACUCUUAGAGGAGACUAUGUUACUUGGCUACAUGAUCUGCAUGUCAAGUACGGCAAUACCAUUCGUAUCUGCCCGGACGAGCUAAGCUAUGCAGAUGGCGACGCAUGGAGGGGUAUUUACGGCCAUGCAGCGUCGGGAAGAAAAACAGCAGAGAAGGAUACACGCUUCUUUGGACCUGGGCCAUUUCAUGCGCCAGAUAUCAUUCGAGCAAAUGUUACAGACCACUCUCGCUUUCGCAGAAACUUUUCGAACGCGUUUUCGGACCGAGCUUUAAGGGAUCAACAGCCCCUUAUCCGGCGCUAUGCAGAUAUGCUGGUCGAGAGGAUCAAUGGAAAUAUAACGGAAAAGCCUACCGCAGAGAUCGACCUGGUCACCAUGUACAACAUGGCCACCUUUGAUAUAAUGGGAGAUCUCACCUUCGGUGCCUCGCUAGACCUACUCAAAGGAAUGGGAAGCUCGUCGUGGAUGACAGCAGUGUUUUCUCGGGUGAAAUUGACAUCUCUUGAACGGGCUGCUCGAUACUACCCGUUUGGAUCCCUUCUUUUGAAUGCAUUUCUUCCACGCUCUGUUAAGCAGAAGGCGAUUGCCCAUUUGGCCGCUUGCAAGGAGAGAGUGGACAACCGUGUGGAUCAGCACUUGGACCGGCCAGAUAUCUGGGGACUUGUGCUGAACCAGAAGGAAGAAUUAAAACUCAGUAGAAGCGAAAUGUAUGCCAAUUCGCAUAUCUUUAUGGUAGCGGGGACCGAAACUACGGCCACCGCACUGAGUGGGUUGACUUAUCAGUUACUUCUACAGCCUGAGAAGAUGGAACGAAUCACAAAGGAAGUUCGAGAGACGUUCCAGAACCAUUCUGGAAUUGAUAUGGGCACACUAGCAAGACUGGAGUACUUGAAUGCGUGUAUUGAAGAGGGCUUGCGGUUUUAUCCUCCCGUUCCUACCGGCGUGCCUCGCAUCAUUCCCUCGGGGGGGUUGAUGGUCUGUGGCGAGUUGGUUCCUGCAGGAACUGCCGUUUCCGUAAGCCAAUGGACAACAUAUCGCAACCCCGAAAAUUUCAAACGGCCCAAUGAAUUUCUCCCAGAGCGCUGGCUGGAUGACCCAGAAUUUGCCACGGAUAAAAAGGCAGCGUUGCAACCAUUCUCAUUUGGCCCUCGCAACUGUCUCGGGAAAAAUUUGGCGUAUCACGAAAUGCGCAUUCUUUUGGCAAAUGUACUGUAUAAUUUCGAUUUUACCUUGGCGCCAUCAUCCCUGGGAUGGGAAAAGCAAAAGGCUUUCUUAUUGUGGGAGAAGAACAAGCUCAUGGUUCGAGUAAAGCGUAGAUAUUGAGUUGUGUGCCCUGCUUGAGAAGAGCGGCCACCUGUGACAUUGACGGGGAAAGCCGUCGUAUACAUGCUAACUACUGGACCCCAUUCAAUAUCAACUCUUAAAGUUACCUAU
Messenger RNA from Aspergillus ochraceoroseus IBT 24754, 1678 nucleotides. RefSeq names its product cytochrome P450. The record is from RefSeq and is a predicted model, not a curated record. The transcript has 4 exons. Bases 56 to 1567 code for a protein of 503 amino acids. NCBI's taxonomy places the organism in Eukaryota, Fungi, Ascomycota, Eurotiomycetes, Eurotiales, Aspergillaceae. Gene Ontology annotation, molecular function: oxidoreductase activity, acting on paired donors, with incorporation or reduction of molecular oxygen; monooxygenase activity; heme binding.